AUAAAGACUAUUCAAAACUGCCCUCUACCGAACACCAAGAAACAACUUCGAGGUUUCUUAGGAUUAAUUGGCUUCUGUCGCCCCUGGUUGCCGUCCUGCGGGGAGUUAAGCAAACCGCUCCACCGACUCACUGCUAACCUUGCUCCUGACCCUUUGCAGUGGUCCCCGGACACUAUUCAAGCCUUUCAGUUACUGAAGGACAGUGUGGCCUCCUCCAUGUCUCUCUGCCCCCCCAAUUACAGCAAACCCUUUCACCUUUUUGUCCACGAGAGGGGCGGAAUUGCUAGUGGUGUCCUUACCCAGCUGAGCGGGCCCCACCAUUUCCCGCUUGCUUUUUACUCUCAGCAAAUCGACCCUGUCGCUCAGGGAACCCCAUCCUGCACCCGGACUCUGGCAGCAGCUGCCCUGCUGAUCACAAAGGCAAAGAGCCUAACCCUGGGUCAUUUUACCACGGUUUGGACCUCUCAUGCCUUGUCAGCCCUUCUGCGUAGGGGCACAACCCAAGUCUUUUCGGCCCAUCGUCAGCAACAGCUAGAGGCCGAACUCUUAGAAGACACUAACCUAAUUUUUGAAAGGUGUGGACCCCUUAAUCCAGCUACCUUGCUUCCUGACCUGCCAGUCCUCCAGGAUCAGCACGACUGUGUGGAAAUAGUUUACAGCAUCUUACAGAUAAGAGACAACCUGUUUGACGUGCCACUGGACAACCCCGAUUGCAUCCUCUUCUCGGACGGAAGCUCCUUCUAUGUUGAUGGCAAGCGUUUCACUGGUUAUGCUGUCACCUCUGAAUGGGACAUUCAAGAGGCCGCCUCACUGCCAGGCAACUGGGGAGCCCAAGCCGCUGAACUCUAUGCCCUGGCCCGAGCUUGCCAGUUGGCUGCUGGUAAGACCGUUACCAUUUUUACUGAUAGCAAAUAUGCUUUUGGAGUUGUGCAUUGUCAUAUCCACCUCUGGAAGUUUCGAGGUUUCCAGACAGCUGCCGGUAAACCCAUUCAGCACCUCCCCCUCAUCCACAAGCUUUUGGACGCCCUCCAAAAACCCUCUGUCCUGGCUGUAGUUCACUGCCGGGCCCAUACUAAAGAUAGUAGCCCCGUUACCCGUGGGAAUGCCCUGCCUGACGCCUCCGCCAAGAAGGCUGCCACCUUACCUUUAGCCAUGCCCACAUUGGCUAUUGCAACCUCCUCCUUUACUCCACCGCACCCCGUACCAGUACCCGCUGCUGAACUACAAUCGUGGGAAAGCCUCGGGGCCACUCUGGUCAAAGGGACCUGGCUUAUGCCAGAUGGCCGAGCCUGCCUCCCUCGCUCCACAUACCCCGUGGCAGUUCGCUGGCACCAUGAUAAAGGGGGUCACUACGGCACGCACGCCCUUGUGGACACUAUCGCUCGCUUUUGGUAUGCUCCAGGCAUUCAACCCUAUUGCCUAUCAAUAGUGAAAGCAUGCAGCACAUGUCAGCGUAAUGGACCUGCUCCGCCUCUUAACAAAAUUAAGGGUGGAAGACCUCCGCCUGCUGCUCCAUUUCAACAUCUUCAAAUUGACUUUGCAGAUAUGCCAAAGGCUUUUGGGAAAAAGCACCUCCUUGUUUUGGUUUGCCCUCUGACUUCCUGGGUCGAAGCUUUUCCUACUGCUAAUUGUACUGCUGCCACAGUGGCGAAGAUUCUCCUUCGAGAUAUUGUACCCCGUUUUGGCAUCCCUCUUGUGCUCGACUCAGAUCGCGGACCUCACUUUACUGGUCAUGUCCUUGGCCGUUUAGAACAAGGACUGGGCAUUUCACACUCCUUUCAUACACCCUACCACCCCCAGUCUAGCGGGAAAGUUGAGCGUAUGAAUAGGGAACUUAAGUUUACAUUGGCUAAAUACUGUCAGGAAACAGGAUUAAAGUGGCCUCAGGUACUUCCCUUGGUCCUGUUUCACCUUCGUACUCGCCCAACCCGCGCAUUGGGAUUAUCCCCCUUUGAACUGCUCUAUGGACACCCCCCUUUCAAAGGCGGGGCGCUACCACGUGCUGAUGUUUCACUAUUGGGAGGGGAUCAUAUGACCGCGUGUCAGUUUCUCUCCCUACAGGCUCGCCUUCGUACCCUUUGGAAAGCCUCGCAGUUUUCCCAGACCGUGCCGCUGGAGGAACAAAUCCACCCGUUCCAACCAGGGGACUUCGUCUGGGCCAAAAAGUUCGUUCGUGACGACACCCUCCAGCCAAGGUUUACUGGACCCCACCAGGUUCUUUUGACAACCCAGACUGCAGUGUUCCUGGAAGGACGCAAAUCUUGGAUCCACCACUCCCACGUCAAGCCAGCCGUAGUGGACCACAGUGACGGACCAGCAGCUCUUGUCACCACUGAGGACACUGCCUUCGACCAGUGGACCAGCUUACCUCUCUCAGACAUUAGACUUAAAUUGACUCGAAAAAAAUGAGAGGACCCUUUAUUCUGACAACUGUAUGGUUUUUUUUAUGCUUUUUUAGUUUAUUUUCUGCUUAUGAAGAUAAUGCUUUUAUUAGAUAUUCCCACGAGGUUAAAACUCGUAUUUUAGAAAAUAGAAGUAAUUGCUGGGUAUGUACUCAAUUUCCAGUAAAUGCAGCACAGGGACUCCCCUUCACUCCCAUUCCCCUAACCACUGCUAAUAUGACUUGGAUGCCACCGACUAGAAUAAAAGAUCCAGUCCAACCCAAUCUUACAUGGGACAAAACAGGAGUGCCAAUUAACAAAUAUCUCAGGGUAACCAAUCAAAUAGGAUCACUGUGUUUUGUUAAAGGAAAAGGGUCAACUUUUGUGGGAACAAGUAAAUGCAACAUAUAUUUUAAUGGCACCGCCUUUAGUAAAAAUCUUGGCUUCAAGCCUUGCGCAUCCCACUUAUCCCAUAUGUGGAUCCCUCACCCCGAUCCAACCUUUUCAACUUUUUCAUGGAGGGGCAGGUUUUCAGAGUCAGUUUUUAAAAAGCCCUGCUCAGAUCUCAAGGGUGUCCAACUAAUUGUUAAAGGAUACACAAUUGCCUUCUACAACUGCUCAAGCAGUACUACACUGCCCUUUGAGAACAACACUACCAAAUUGUGCCUCUGCAGUUCACACAACGACCCCUCUGCGUUACCAGGGGAACAGUGGUACAACGGGUGGUGGGUUACCUCCUACUUUGAGAAAUGGAAUACCCAAAACGCAUUAUAUGGAACAUACUGGGUGUGCGGGCCCAAAGCUUAUUAUUUUCUCUCCCCUGAUUGGGCAGGGUCAUGUUAUUUGGCAUGGCUAGCACCGCCUUCUCGCAUCUCCCUCACUCCCCCUCAUUUUCCCCACGUUCGUAACAUCC
Messenger RNA from Gopherus flavomarginatus (Mexican gopher tortoise), 3294 nucleotides. RefSeq lists its product as uncharacterized. NCBI's taxonomy places the organism in Eukaryota, Metazoa, Chordata, Testudines, Testudinidae. The transcript has 2 exons. The record is from RefSeq and is a predicted model, not a curated record. Gene Ontology annotation, molecular function: RNA-DNA hybrid ribonuclease activity; nucleic acid binding. Gene Ontology annotation, biological process: DNA integration. Bases 217 to 2409 code for a protein of 730 amino acids.